Molecule: messenger RNA, 1519 nt
Organism: Phyllopteryx taeniolatus (common seadragon)
Lineage: Eukaryota; Metazoa; Chordata; Actinopteri; Syngnathiformes; Syngnathidae
Product: CD59 glycoprotein-like
Exons: 5
Coding region: 170-523 (117 amino acids)
Source: RefSeq, a predicted model, not a curated record
UCUGUUGAGAUUUGUCUUUUUCACUCAGUUGAACCCGCUCUAACAAGCUCCUCCCAGGGGAUGUGGUCUCCAGCCUAAUUUUUCAGCCACUUACAGUUUUAGUCAGUUAGCGAAUGACUUGGCAUCAAUCAAGUUCUGCAGUUGGAAUUUGAGCUGAGCUGAGGUGAACAUGAAGUUCUCCGUUAGCAUCUUUCUGCUUAUCUGCUUCACUCUGAUGGGAUUUGGCACAGCAAUUCGCUGUUACAGUUGUAAAGAUUACACUGCCAGUUGCUCCAAACAACGAGACUGUAGCUAUGACGAUGCCUGCCUGACACUCACAGAGAGAGGAGGGAUGACGUUCCGCCAGUGCCUCAAGUAUUCAGACUGCGAGUACAGCCGACUGGGACAGAUGUUCCCACAGGUGUCCAGUUUCACAUUCAAGUGCUGCAACUCGGAUCUGUGUAACUCCGCCCAUUCUUCAGCAGUAAGUUCUCUUAUUGGUGUGCUGGCAUCUGUAGCUGCCACAUGGUGGGUUACCCACUAACUCCACCGGUUUGAUUGAUCCCAGCUUCCCAUCACAUCAUCAAUGACUACAUGGAGCUGAUUAUCAGUUGGACAGGUGUCUCUUUUCUAUAUAAAAAUUCACUGAUGUUUGCAGAGUUUUAAUAUGAUCCCGAUUUAUGUAUUUGAUCUAAAGCUGCAUCAUUAAUGAACACUGACCAAAAAGAAAAAUCAAAAAACAAACAAAAAAACAAGCACUUCAAGAUUUGUCUCAUUGUGAUGAGGACAUAGAUUAGAAACAACUAUUACUACUUGAUGUCAUAAAUUCACUUAAAGGCAGGGGGCGGUUAUAUUUUGGUGAAACCACAUAUAUAUAUAUAUAUAUAUAUAUAUGUAUGUAAUAACUCGGGCUGUAACCGUGCACCAAAAAUCAUGGUUUGGUAUGUACCUUGGUUUCACAGUCAUUGGUUGGUUCCCAUUGGAAUACAGUAAGGGAACAAAAUGCAAAACAAACUGCUAAUAUUUUCUGUAAAUGGACAGAUUUAAUGACAUUUCAAAUGAAACAACAGCUUGAACAUUUUCUUUUUAGGAAUGUGCAACAUAAAUAGUUUGUCUUCAAUUUAGGAAAUGACGCAGACAAGUACAUCUGUAACAAUUUGAACAGUCGGAAUUACUAUGCUGGCUUAUUAGGCUGUUGAAAUGCCGGUGGACGUUGCAUUUGGGCUGCACUACUUAAAAAACAACAUGUGACUAGACAUGACGUCCGCUAGUCAGAAGCUGAGCUGCAUUGUGGUUGUUCACGGCGUGCGUCUAUUACUUGUCCCUUACCUAAUAUGUUAAGUGUGGGAAUAAUCGCUCGAUCAUAUUACAUAACUGCCCCUGCAUUUGGUUCUCAUUUUAAGGCUAGUUUUGAAAAAUUGUGGCACGCUUUCCUGGGCCUUGAGUUUGACACCUGUGCUUAAAUGUAUAUUUAAUGUUCAAAUGUUGUAAUUUUCCUUGUAACUACUGUAAACAAAAUAAAUGCUAUAUGUGAAUAAUU